This is a messenger RNA of Puccinia triticina, 747 nucleotides long. RefSeq lists its product as uncharacterized. Gene Ontology annotation, molecular function: hydrolase activity. The record is from RefSeq and is a predicted model, not a curated record. NCBI's taxonomy places the organism in Eukaryota, Fungi, Basidiomycota, Pucciniomycetes, Pucciniales, Pucciniaceae. The coding region runs from base 1 to 747 and encodes 248 amino acids. The transcript is spliced from 7 exons.
AUGGCUUGUGGAGAACAAUGCCUCAGUGUUUUCCUUCACGAAGGCAAACCCACUGGAGUUCUAUCGAAAAUCGAUAACGUUGAGGUUUACAUCGCGACUCCACCGGAACCGAUCCCUCAGAAGGCAAUCUUGAUAUUUCCGGAUAUCUACGGAGUACAUUUGAAAAACACCCAGUUGCUCGCUGACAGACUCGCAGCAGAUCUCAAUCUCCCCACCUACCUAAUUGACACAUUCUCAGGCGGUUGCGCACCUGAGCCGGGCACGCGCGAUGGCUUUGUUUUAGCAGAUUGGCUCAAAGAUCAUGGACCAGAAAAGGUGCUUCCAAUCAUUGAAUGCGUGAUGCAGCAUCUCACCCAAAGAGGAAUCAUCAAGUUUGCCGCCGUUGGUUAUUGUUUUGGUGGGAAAUAUGUAUUCAUGGCGUCACAAAAGAACUGGAUCCAUGUGGGAGCUACAUCUCACCCCAGCUUGUUGCAAAAUCCCGACGAUAUCAACAAGUUGCUUGAAACCAGUCAAGUUCCGCUAUUAAUCAACUCCUGCGAGACCGAUCAACAAUUCCCGGCGGAAUUUCAGAAAAAAACGGAUGAGAUUUUGGGCGAUGGCAAAUACAAGCCUGGUUACAAGCGGAACUAUUAUGCUGGUGCAACCCACGGUUUUGGUUGUCGAGCCGACUUGAGCAACCCUGCCGAAAAGGAGGCAUUCGAUAAAAGUUUUGUAGAAACUGUAAACUGGUUCAAAACUCACAUCUGA